AUGUCGCUUUUGCUGCUGGCGGUCGGUGGCUGGCUGGCAGCAGGCGUGCUGGCUCGCGAAUGCCCGGACUGUGUCAGCAGGAGUUGGAGCUGUCCCAAGAGAUGCAGUCCAUCGAACACCAGGCUUCACACCUUUAAUUUCCAGUACAAGGAGACUCGCUGUUUGGACAUCAUCCCAUGGAAUGGCAGCUCGAUGCAGGUCGACAUGAACCUAUGGUGUGCCAUGCCAUCAACGAAGCGGUGCCGUGAUUUCAUGUGUCGGAGCAGGAUUAGCUGCUACAACAUGGACCGGUUCACAGCCCGUGGCAUGAUUUCCUCGCUUGGAUUUUGUCCUGUGCCUGCAGAGCACUCGGACCUUAUGUCCCAGAACUGCGACUGGGUUUGCAAGCGUGGCGAGCCGACCAUCCGCUGCAAGUACGACUUUGACCGCUCUGGCAGAUUUGGGAUACAGUCAAGACUCGAUACUUGCUGGGUCCAGGAGAGGUGUGUCAGUGGGCAAACUCAAACGUUGACGACCGUGUGCAAGCCUGAUGGCCGAGCGAGCCAAUCUCCACACGCUAACCUGCUCGGAUUUGCGACUUUGCUGGUGACGCGCCCAGCUCGAUUUGCAGCACAGUCCGGGGUGGAGCGUGCUCUGGGAAACGCGCUGGCGCAGUUGGUAGCCACUUCCGAGACACACGUCACUGUGGAGAUUCGCAGAAAUGGCACAUGGCAGCGCAACAUGCUGGAGAACACGACACAAGCUUUGCAUGCGAUGUUCAACAUCUCUGUGGUUGGCAAUGCGAGCUUCGACCCCCUGCAGCGUGCGAUUGCCACCAAAAUUUUGAUGGAGCAGGCCAACAGCAGUCAAAUCACCCAAGCCAUGAACUCGGCACUCGUGGCACGAGGUUUGGAGGCCUCCGUUCAAGCAGCCGAUCUGACGGUAAGUCCGGGCCUGCAGAACUUGACCGAACAAGGGCCCUCCCGGCAGGAAUUCUAUGCGCUUGUCGCACUCCUGCGGAAAUACAAAGACUACCUGAAUGAGGUCCGCGAGGACCUCCAACAGGCCCAAUCCGAGCUGAGCCUUCAGAACCUAUCGAGGGAAGAGUUCGCGAGCAUCAAGGCAAAGCACAACUCCGCUCAGCAGCAUAUGUCCGAGAUCAUGUCGUCACAUUCUGAGCUUUCCUCGGAAAUCGAGAAUGCCAUCGCGAAGCGGAACUUGACGAAGCAUGCGCUGGUGGUUGCACAAUCGGCGGCACAGUCCGCCGCUGCGGAGUUGCUCCGGACACAAGCGAACUUAUCUUCGUCGCAGGCUGAUCUUGCAGCGCUGAAACAAAAGCAAGUGGCAGCUGAGCAAGACCUUCUGAGCGCCUUGGCCGUGAAAGAAAGCUUGAACAAACAGCUGAAGGAGAACACGACCAGGCUCGGCACUUCUCUCGAGGCUGUUUAUGAGGAUCUCAAGUACAUGCGGAAGCUGUUGGUGGAAGCCCAGCAGGCGAACCAGAGCAACUAUAAGGAGCUGGAAGACUUGGUGGGAGACCUCCUUGAGGAGCAGGCCAAUCACAACGUCACAAAGUUCGCUUUGGCCCUCGAGCGCGAAGACCACGACAUGACAAAGGACGAGCUGGAAGAGAUGACAGCAGAGCAUUCGCAGGAUUUGUGGCAGCUCCACGUUGAAAAGCAGCAUCACCGGGAAACCAAACAGGACCUUCGUGACGAGACGCUCCUCCACCUGCAAACAAAGGCGAAGUUGGAAGAGGUGAGCAAGACUGCUUCCACGAUGACCUUGACCUUCGUUGUUGUGACAUCUUGCAUGUCGCUUCUGCUGGUUGUGCUGGCGGCAGCGUUCCUUGUGACCUUUUUCCGCAAGCGAAGCAUCGAACGUCUUGCGGUCGUGGCCGACGGCAGUACAGGCGACAACAACAUUGUGGUAGGCCGCCCAGUGGAGCCAACCUCCCGAGAUGCUUGGGUUAAGACGGUCGAAAUCGGCACAAAGCCGGGACCCACUCUGCUGAGCUGCUUGGGGAGCCCGAUGAAGCACCCAAAGAGCAUCGGUGGUGCAUCAAGCGCUUGUGGAGGCAUCUUUUGCACAAGUCCUGCUGGCCCCAUGUGGCUCCUGCUUCCACUUACAUCACUCACCUGCCUUGGGCAAUCGGGGCGUCAACCAACGAUCGCUCGCAGAAGUCAGAGCACUGCUACGGCAGGCCCACGAGCCCUGGCGGCCUUGCCUUCUCGCGAAAAAGCUCGGCUGAUCUUGGCCGCUGGUGGUGCAGAAUGGUGGGAAGAGGCCGGCGGUGAAUGGGCUCAAGUCCAGAAGGCGACCGACCCCGAUUUGGGAAGUCCCUUCUUCUCAGUGGCCACGGAGCCCGGAACUGGAGUCGUUGCGGUUGGAGGAGGCGCCGGGCGAACAGCCAGCAUCUUCGGCCCGAAUGGCUCCUUGCUGGCCACUCUUCGCGGGCACACGGGUUGGGUUCGUGAUCUGCUAUUCCACGACGGCCAUUUGUUCAGUAUCGGGUGCAACUUCAUCAAAGUCUGGAGGCGAUAUGGUGUUGACAAGCAAUCAGCUUCGUCUUGGCAUCACGUCGGUGACCUUGAGGUGAGAGGUGAUCUCCUUGCGCUUGCCGUGUGCGGCGGGUUUUUGGUCGCAGCUGGAGCCUCCAAGCACCACAACUGGUUCCGGCUGCCAGUCAAAGAGCUACGCCCAAAGGACUGGCUCGCCGAAGCGCAAGCAUCACUUACCCAAAGCGAGAGCCCCCACGCUGGUCGUACAACCGCUUUGGCCUCCUCCGGGGCGAGGCUGUUGUCAUGCGGGCACGAUGGCCGAGUAUGCGCGGAGAGGUUGCACAGCGACGACAUAUGCCGUUCGGCGUCGUCCGAUAAACUUCCGGGUGGCAAGCUUCUUUGCAUGGCUCUUCUUGAGAAAGGAAAAAUGGCAGUUGGCAGCGAGGAAGGUCUGAUGCACGUUCUGGAUGCAGAAAGUCUGCGACCGACUGGAAGCUUUCGGCCUUUCGCCGGCUCUCCGAUCCAUGCGCUCUGCGCCCUACCUAGAGCUCGUGUUGCAGCGGUAUCGAGCAGCUUUGCUGGCUUCGCGGUGGCAUCACCGACAGAGAACGCAAUCAAAAUUGUUACAAAAGGCUUCCUGGGCCUGGAAGGCCGGAGCGAGGUGGCCUGGAAUCUCCGAGUGCCGGCCAACGAGCCAUCCGGUCCGUGGCGCUCUGUCUUCAAGGUUGGAGGCAAAAAAGGCCCCAAGCACGUAGAAUGGCUGUUGGGUGACCGCCUCUACGGAAUUCCACUCAUCUUGGAGCCCGUUUCGCAAGUUCAAGUACCCAGCCGGGAGUCGCAUCCAGAGUCCACAGAAAACGAGACGAGGAUGGUCUCCAGGAGUCCUCGAGGCGCUCUGCGACUAAUCCGAGCUCUCGAGUCGCUCCGCAUUUACCCCGGCUACCCGCCCCCCGGCCCCGGCUUCCCCGUGGUUCCAAGAGGUUUAGGAGUCCUGGCCCACGUGCAGCCCGUGCAGCCUUGCGAGCAUGUGCUGGACAUCCCGCUCAACGACGGCAGCGGGAAGGUCAUGUGCGUCGGGGUUCCGGAUAAGUGGUGGCUCUACGGGACCCCGGUCGUGCAGAUUGGUCUUUGUGAUUGUAGCGUCAGGCCGGCAACUCAGCAGUUGGCCAGAUCUGAGGAGUUCAACGUGUCCCAUGCGUUGGAGAGCUUUCAGAUCAACGGCUUCGUGGUCCUGGACAAUACACUGUCAAAGCUACAGCUGGAGGACCUGCGCAAGGCACCGGGCUUCUCAGUCUUAGGGGUCGACUUGGAAGUAGGAAAAGAAAAGGAACGAACGGACCAGGCUUGCAGCAAUAUCAUGGACCAGAUCUUUGCAUCCGAUCCUGAAGGCUUUGGGGGUGAUGUGCGGCGCAAGGAUACGAAUCGUGCACGGGACAUUGCAGGUUACAGCUUGGGGGACUCCUCGAGGACAAAGUCCAAUUUCCACCUGCAGGCGACAUGCGACAACGCCUACGCUUCCCUGGUGGACCUAGAGACCACGACUCCACUCUUGAUGGCUAUUUUCGGAUCGCAUGAGUACCUCGCAGCAGGUUGUGGGGGCGAUGUUGCUUUGGCUGGUGCAAUUGAGUACCAAGCUCUGCACCCUGACGCCAUUUGGGGCCCGCUUGACAAGCAUGUUGCAGACUACGACAUGCCACCCGCCGUGACGGUGAAUUUCGUGUUGGAAGACCUCACUUCGAUCAAUGGUCCGAUGCGGGUGGUGCCCGGUUCUCAUCGCUGGCGGCAUCGCCCUCCAACAUUGCGCGAGGAACCUGAUUGGAUGUUGCUGAACACACUGUGCCCGAUAAAAGCAGGAGCCGCAAUUCUUCGGGACAACCGACUUUGGCACGGUGGCACCCCGAACCUUUCCGACAGGAUGCGCGCCCUGCCUAACAUGGAGUAUUUCCCUCCUGGAGCCCUGCCUUCUUUGGGUUGGCUGGAUCGGCACACGAUGCCGUGGCAGAUCUGGAAGGAUCUUUCUCCCCUCGCACAGUACAUUUCUCGACACGUUGUGGCCCCGCCUGAAGAGUCCAUCCCGGGGGUCAACGAAUACUCCCCAGCAGCGAUUCUUGAGAUCAUGCCCUUCCUGCGAUAG
Symbiodinium necroappetens is the source of this 4614-nucleotide messenger RNA. Lineage: Eukaryota; Dinophyceae; Suessiales; Symbiodiniaceae. The record is from the annotation of a GenBank genome assembly.